Messenger RNA from Vitrella brassicaformis, 2253 nucleotides. NCBI's taxonomy places the organism in Eukaryota, Vitrellaceae. The record is from the annotation of a GenBank genome assembly.
UCUUUUUUGAGCUCCUCCCUGGCGUCGAUGAGUGUAGCUCCCAUCGUGGGCGAAGGCUCAUCGCAGCCGCCGUCCCUGCCAUCCAUCGACGAACACGCCAUAGACAACUCGGAGGCAGAUGUCACGCCCGCAGCCAUCAAGACCGACAUCAAAGUGGCCCUGAACGGCCUGCCCGAGGCGACCAACGGAUCUCUAGCAGAGCCAAUGGACGCAGCCCGUCAUGGGAGAGAGAGGGAGUUGCUUGAUGGUGUGAAAGAGGAGGAGAGGGGUGAGGGGAAGAUGAUGAACGGGCUGGGGUUUGGCGCAUCGUCGUCGGCCGCUGGUGCACCGGCGACGCGGAUGAAAGACUCGCACAUUGACAAGGUACGGUACGCCCAUGAGGGGGGAGGUUGCCUGAGUGCGUUCUGUUUUUUCACUGUAUCUGUCAUGGCUGGCUGGUGGUUGUGUUGUGACGUGCAGGGUUUGGGUGAGCCGAUUAUCGUUGCGCGGCACAUUUCCAAGUCAUACGCCAUCGUCGGCCGGGACGAGAGUGUCACAGCACUCAAGAACAUCAGGUAGACAGACUGGGGAGACCAAACCAACGCACACACACACAGACACAGGGCGCGGCGCGUGCAUGUGUAUGUGUGCUUCUGUGUGUCCAGCUUGAGCACGGCGCCUGACUGUCCGUUUCCUCCCAUCCGUCGCGGCGAGUUUGUGAUGAUCCGGGGGCCUUCGGGCGGCGGCAAGACGACUUUGCUCAACAUACUCGGCACCAUCGACCACCCGACUACCGGUGCGUUGCUGACACAUAUGGCGCGAACACAUGGAUUCAUCCCUCGUCCUCUGUGUGUGUGCAGGUGAGGUUGAGAUCUGCAACCGUUUGAUCAGUCGGCAUUCGACGGACGUGGAGCUGUCGCGGCUGCGGCUGUCCACCAUCGGCUUCGUCUUCCAGACGUUCAACCUGCUGGCCACCCUAUCGGCCUUCGAGAAUGUGGUCAUGCCCCUGAGGGACACGCACGCGCGCAGGGGGGUGUCAAUUCACCUGAUGUGUGUGUGUCCGUGUGUGUGGUUGAAUGACUCAGGAGCUGCCGAUGAUUCUGCUGGGAAAGCUCAACAAGAAGCAGCGGCUGCAGAGGGCCACAGGUCAGUGAUGGACCACCACGGCAUUGUCACCGUCUGUCCGUCUGUGCGUCUGUCCAGAUUUGCUCAAGAAAGUGGGUCUGCAGGACCGGCUGGAGCACCUCCCCAGCGAACUAUCCGGCGGCGAAAUGCAGCGGACGGCCAUCGCCAGGUACACAGAUGGGUGGGUCAGCCACACGACUCACUCAUGCAGACAGUCAACAGAGGUGAUUAUCUUGUCAAUUUCGCUGCGUUUCAGGGCGCUUGCAAACGAGCCGCAGCUGCUGCUGCUCGAUGAACCAACAGGUACACAUAUGGUGAAUCAACAGACAGACAGACAGACAGAUGAACAGGUGACUGUGUCCGUCUGGGUCACUGCAGGGGACUUGGACACCCGCAACACGAUAGAGGUGAUGGAUCUGCUGCUGGACAUCAACCAGAGGGGCUUCACACACACAGACGAGGAGGACGACCACACCGAGGGCACCAGCGAGUCGACCGGCGGCAUCAACAACCAGGAAGAGACGUACGGCACCACCUGUGUCAUGGUACAGCUACAUGGACACUAUCGACUUAGUGUCUCAUGUCGGCGGGUGUUUUGACUGUGGUCAGGUGACGCACAAUCCUGAUUUGGAGUGCUAUGCCGACAGGAUUCUGUACGUCAGGGAUGGCAUCUUCGAGAAACAGGUGCCAAGGCAGAGAGGCGGGCGGGCAUUCUGAGCGUGUGAUGCUUGUGCACAUGGGCGGAUGGGUAUGCUCCGUGUGUUUGUUGUUUGUGCAGGCGAUCAAUCCCGUGCAGCGGCGGUUGAAGCUGGAACCCUACCUGAAAUACCUCAACAGAGCCACACACCAGAGCUGACAGAGAACGGAUGGAUGGAUGGCGCAGCUCGUGCCUGCGCUGGCGCGUGUCGAUGUAUAUACGAAUUGUGUGUGAGUCGCUGGUGUCGAUCGAUCCGUUUUUGAGCCCCUGGGAGCCACUGACUGACUGACUGCACAUAUCUGUGUGUUGCGUGUGAGCCAGCCAGUGUUCCUGCUAUGUGUGUGUAAUAGACAGUCUGUCAGCAAACUGUCCCUGUGUGUGUGGCGUUUAUGGACUGACUAAGUCUAGUGGUGCAACUUCUCAUUCCCCUGGGCGUGUGAAUCGGUCGAUUA